Messenger RNA from Nerophis lumbriciformis (worm pipefish), 1877 nucleotides. Its product is annotated as tryptophan 5-hydroxylase 1-like. Gene Ontology annotation, cellular component: neuron projection. Gene Ontology annotation, molecular function: iron ion binding; tryptophan 5-monooxygenase activity. The record is from RefSeq and is a predicted model, not a curated record. NCBI's taxonomy places the organism in Eukaryota, Metazoa, Chordata, Actinopteri, Syngnathiformes, Syngnathidae. Gene Ontology annotation, biological process: aromatic amino acid metabolic process; serotonin biosynthetic process.
AUUGAUAAUGCUUGAAAAAAUUUCCCGACAGGAGCAUCAAGGAGGUGCACCAGGUUGAACUUUGCAGAAGAACUUGUCGUGACUUUGGACCAGGAGAAGACCCACGACUCAAUGGACAAAGUAACUCAUACCAGUAAAUGUGAGCAGGGCAGCAAUGGAAGCGCCUCCGAGCAAGGCAGGGCCACGAUCGUCUUUUCUCCAAAAAACCAAAUAGGUGGUCUGGCUAACGUGCUCAAGGUGUUCCAGGAAAAACACAUCAACCUGGUUCACAUCGAGUCCCGGAAGUCCAGACAAAAUAAUUCAGAAUUGGAGAUCUUUGUGGAUUGCGACGGCAACCGCCAGCAGCUCAAAAUGCUGACUCAGCUGCUCCGGAAGCAAACGGACAUCGUUGAAGUAGCUGUUGAAUCCGACCCCCCUUGUGACGGUAGGCUGCACAGUGUUCCCUGGUUCCCGAAGAAGAUCUCCGAUUUGGAUUUCUGCAACCAGGUUCUGAUGUACGGAUCAGAGUUGGACGCCGAUCACCCGGGAUUCCAAGACGGCGUUUACCGCCAGAGGAGGAAAUACUUUGCAGAUCUGGCUUCCAACUACAAGCACGGAGACCCGAUCCCUCGCGUGGAGUUCACGGCGGAUGAGGUGCAGACGUGGACUCAGGUGUACCGGGAACUCAACAAGCUGUAUCCCACCCACGCCUGUCGGGAAUACUUGAAGAACAUCCCCCUGCUGGUGGAGCGCUGUCACUACAGGGAGGACAACAUCCCCCAGCUGGAGGAUGUUUCAUGCUUCCUCAAAGAGCGCACAGGCUUCUCCAUCAGGCCCGUAGCAGGCUACUUGUCGCCCAGGGACUUCCUAGCAGGUCUGGCCUUUAGAGUCUUCUACUGCACUCAGUACAUCCGCCACGCCUCAGACCCCUUCUACACGCCUGAACCGGACACCUGUCACGAGCUGCUGGGUCACGUCCCCCUGCUGGCCGAGCCCAGCUACGCUCAGUUCUCUCAGGAACUCGGACUGGCGUCGCUCGGCGCCUCCGACGACGCCGUGAAGAAACUGGCCACGUGUUACUUCUUCACCGUGGAGUUUGGACUCUGCAAGCAGGACGGCAGACUGCGGGUCUACGGAGCUGGACUGCUCUCGUCCAUCAGCGAGCUCAAGCACGCUUUGACGGACAAGGCUCGCGUCCUUCCGUUCGACCCCGCCGUGACCUGCAGUCAGGAGUGCAUCAUCACGACGUUCCAGGACGUCUACUUUGCUUCGGAGAGUUUUAAGGAAGCCAAGAACAAGAUGAGAGAGUUCGCCAAAACCAUCCGUCGCCCCUUCGCCAUCCACUACGACCCGUACACUCAGAGCGUGGAGGUCCUGAAAGACGUGGGGAGCAUCGGCAACAUGGUUAAGGACAUAAGACAUGAGCUUGAAACCGUGGAGGACGCCCUGGACCGGCUCGACAAGUGCCCCAGACUCUGAGGCGAGAGCGAAGACGUUGGAGGACAGAUUGGUGCUUGAUGUGACGACCGGUCUGUCCACCAUUUGUUGGAAGUACGGUGGAACAUCUGAAAUCCAACACCCCUGAACUAGCACAGUUACUUAUAUUUGCCUACACAUUGGUCAUAGUUUUUACAGCGUAAUUUUGCAAAUGGAAAAACUGGUUCCACUGGUAUUUAUUUAAUUCUAUCGACUGAGAUGCCAGGUUUUUACCGUCAAAUGUUCAUAGUGUAAUACUAAUAGAUAAUGGAUGAAAGUAUUACACUUUCACCCAUUAUCUUUUAUGGUUUUGAUGAGAAAGACUUAAAAUAAUUGUGUAAUUCGUAAAUGUCAGGUUCAAGCACUGAUGACAUCUAUUAAACAAGACAAGAAGCAAGGAAUUAAACAGAGACAGAAUUAAA